CUGGUCGCUGAGAGGUGGUGGCAGGAUCGUGAUGCGAGGAGGGAGCCCACAGUUUGCAGUCUGGGGAUCAUUUGAGUGACCCGGUGCUUCAUUGUUUUCAAGAAGGUUCCAGUGUCACGCACGUACUCAGACAGACUCAAGGUGAAGAAACUUCGAGAUGGCGUGAGCCAAUGUUUGACUCCAUUUCGCCGAUCAAAGUGUCCAUUAAUCACCAAUUAAAGAGUCGAGAAAGAUUGAGACAGAGAAGCGAAUAUGGAAGGCCUUAUGUGGUCUUGUAUGGUGCACCUGGAUCUGAAAUUAACCCGUGUGGAAUGUCAUCCAGAGAAAAUAUUGGUAUAUUUUUGGGGGCAGUACUGCAAUGCACAUGAAUUGGAUUAUCAUAUACUACAGGCGGAAAUACAGACUGCAGUAAAGACAAAAACAGAUGUUGCAGUGGAUGAGUUGUGUUUUGUAGAGGACACUUACCGUGGUGAAUGGUACCGAGGAAGAGUUGUAAGAAAAAAAGAAGAAUCAUAUGAUGUAUUUCUCAUAGAUGUUGGAAUGGUCUUGACGGUUGAUGCUGGGUAUGUUGCUUCUGCCUGUAAAAAAUUGUUUCAACUUCCCCCAAAAGUAGUAUGUGGCAUAUUUGCCAAUAUAAUCCCUAUAAGAAGAAAAUGGUCAUCAAUGGCUGUCAAAUAUUUUGCCUCAUUGCCAUCUACACAAAUCAAAGGUUAUGUUGAAGAUGUUUUAAUGAACCAGUUAGUUUUAGAAGUUCCCAGUGUUAACCAAAAGCUUCUUGAGCUUGGCUUGGUAAAAAUUCUUGAUGGCAGCACUUUCCAUUUCCUAUUGGAAAUGUCUGAAGAUUUGCCAAGUUACCUUGGUUGUGAAAACGCUAAAAUGAAAUCCAUGAAUAAACAAUGCUGGAGACCUAUGCUGGAUAAAACUGUUAUACGAUCACUUAGUUUCAAGCAUAUUGUGGAUGUUUUCAGUCUAAGUUUGCAAACUGAUGUUAUAGAAUCAGUCAGAAUUACAUGUGCAUCAGGACUUAAUAACUUUUACUGCCAACUGAAAAAGCUGACUUCUGAGCUCGAAGCAAUGAGUAAAGAUAUGCAUGAUUACUAUGAAAACAAAGAAAAAGAAUUAAAUGAUGAACAUAUUAAUAAUUCUGGUGCACUCUGUGCUGUCAAAUGUAGAGAUGGAAAGUGGUACAGGGCAGUUGUAAAACAGCUGUUAACUUCAGGGCACGUGGAAGUUUGGCUUAUGGAUUAUGGAAGUAUAACAGUUGUAUUACCCCAUCAUAUUAAACACUUGAUGCCAGAUUUUUUUAUGAUGCCUGUGAUGUCAUUUCCAUGUGCACUAACUGAUUUAGCAAAGCAAACAAAACAUUGGAUAAAUUUACAAAUUGAAAUUUUCAAGCAAUCAUUGUUUGAUGAGGAAGGAUUAAAUAUUUUCAUUGAUUCAUACUCCUGUAUAGAACAUCUGUACUAUGUUACACUCUGUCAACCCCAAAACAUUAACAUCCAUCAGUUGCCUGAAACAUUAUCAGGAGUGAAUCGAAAGAUUAAAUGUGCCCCUGAUGAGAAAGCAAGUAAGGAUAUAAGCAGGCAAUUUGGAAAAUCAAGUGGAAAACUGGCCAGUAACUCAGUGCAUUAUAGUUUAAGAUCAGCUGAAAUGGAAGUAAAUGCUUCCUAUGUUGGAUUUGUUGAAUAUGUUAUUAACCCAUCUGACUUUUGGAUUCGUACUUCAGAAUACAGUCAUGAUUUUGAAUGUCUAAUGAACAGUAUUUCAGAUCAUUACAGCAAAAUUGGUGUAAGCGAAGAACUUAUUCAGAAACCAGCACCUGGCUUGUUUUGUUGUGCAAUAUAUAGUGGAGACCGGCGAUACUACAGAGCAGUUAUUACUGAUAUAUUUGAUGGUUACCUAAAAGUUUUCUUUGUUGAUUAUGGGAAUACUGAAAUUGUAGACAUUACUGCUGUAAAAACACUUCUUCCCCAGUACACUCAUUUGCCACUUUUGGCUAUGAACUGUUCUAUUGCUCGCAUUUUUCCUAUUGAAGAAGUGUGGACAAAGGAUGCUACCAACUUCUUUAAGAAAGCUGUAUUUAACAAAGAACUUACAAUUGAAGUAGUUUCAAAAGAAGGAAGCAGAUAUAUCAUUGAUGUUUGUGACAAAGAAUGCACGGAACAGCCAUCUGUUAGCACACUAAUGCUUAAGUCUGGGUAUGCUGAUUUUUGGAAUGUAAAGGCAGAUGAUAAUUGGCCAAAACAAAAUUGUAAAUUGAAGCAUUCAGGAAAUAAAACAACCAGCUUCACAAAAAGUGGCAGAAGAACAUACAUAGUUAAAAAUUCGAAGUUGAAAAAUACAGGCAUUGUUCCAGAUUCACCCAAUAAGCUGUCUACUCUGUACUUUCCGACUCGACCUCCUGCCAUGUCAACACGAACUAAGAAAUCCUUGUUAGUAUCACCAUUCAGGCAACAAGUGUUUAAGCUUGGAUCUGUUUUUGAUGUGAGAGUGUCUCAUAUAAAAUCUCCAGCAGAAUUUUGGUGCCAACUACAAAGGAAAUCCGAUGAACUUGAGUUGCUUAUGAGAGAUAUCCAACUUUAUUACAGUAUUCCAAGGGAUUCUUUUCAACCUAAAGAUACAGGAUGCGUUGCAAAAUACUCCAAGGAUGGACAGUGGUAUAGAGCAACAGUUAUUCAAAGAAAUAUUCCAAAAGAAGUUACUGUAUUGUUUGUUGAUUAUGGCAUCCAACAAAGAACUACUCUGAAGAAUCUUUGUGCUAUUAAUCCAAAAUUCGUUCAACUGGAAGAGCAAGCUUUUAGUUGCACUAUUAAUGGCAUCAUUCAAUCUGUGAACCAAGACCCUGCUGUCUGGGAUCCAGUUUCCUGCAACAUGUUUAAACAGUUCAUUGACAAUACAUUGACAUCAGAUUUGAAUCUUAAAUGCACAAUAUUCGCAAAGGCUUUGAAAGAUGGAAAGGAUCUGUGUAAUGUGGUAGACCUACACACUCCAUAUACUAAUUUAUGCCAGCUAUUUUUGAACAUGGCGUUGGCCACGAAUGUUAAAUCACCAUUUUCUUUCAGUUCAUCAGUUCAGUUAUAUACAUUUUAUUAUAGUGAUCAUGGCAUAAGAAUCGGAAGUGAAGAAAAAGUCUAUGUAACACAUGCUUAUGAUUUGUCAGAAUUCUAUUGUCAAUUUGAAAAAAAUACUUCGGUUGUGGAUAAACUUAUGACUGAUAUCGCCUGCAUUAGUAAACAAGUGCAAGGACAAAAGUUGAACUUUAACAAAACUUGUAUGUGCUUAGCAAAAUAUUUUGAGGAUGGUCAGUGGUAUCGUGCUCUAGCUUAUUCUGCACAAUCACCUGCACAUUUUAAAGUAUUCUUUGUAGACUAUGGAAACACAGAAAUAGUUGAUGAAAAUGAUGUGAUUCCAAUUCCUCUGGAGGCAAUAGAACUGAUUUCUAUACCUAUGCAAGCAGUAAAAUGUUGUUUGUACCUUCCCCUUCAGAAAGUACCUGAUGAUUUCACUUUGUUUAAAGAAACUGUGAUGGAAAAGCAACUGAAAGCUUUUGUGGUAGCAAAGAAAUCUGAUGGCCAGUUGGUUCUUGACCUUUAUGAUGGAAAUGUCAAAAUUAGUGAUGAAAUAACACAGCAACUUUAUGGAAGUGGUGUGAGAUGCCUUGACGACACACAGUGGCAAAGUAGCAAUUCUUCCUCCCCAAAAAAUAUAGUUACUUCUUCAAAACAGACAAGUGAGCACCUUGUAAAAGAAACAAAAGGAUCGAUCAGUUCUGAUUUGAAAGCAGACUUGUGGUCUAAAGGAAGACAAAACAAAGACCAGAAUGGGUCUUUUAAAAAUAUAAAAGUACCUUGUAAAAGAGGUGGAAAAAAUACAACUUACUUACAAUUAAAGAAAUUUGUCCCUGGAUAUAAUUUCCAUCAAACAAACUUGGGGAAAGUUUACAUCAGAAGGAACACAGGCAAAGCAGUCCAUCCAGAUAAGACUAGAUUCUGUGUAUGGAAGACCGGAAUGAUACCUCAUACAAUUAAUUCCAGAGAAAUGACAACACCAACUGUACUCAGCUCUUCUGUGCAAAACAUUGCUGCAGUACCAAAUGCAAAAGACAGUAUUGAAAUUAUUUGUAGAAGUAAGAAGAAAACUGCUAGGUUUCCUCAAGAUUUCACCAAAUUGUUUGGAAUGUUCGAUUCUGGCAUUUGGAAGAUUAAUGCUGCUUCUCUUUCUGAAAAACACAAAGUUUUCCACGCAAGUGAUGCUCUUUCUAUAUUGAAAGACUUUUUGUUUGAUUUGGAUGGAUGGAUGAAUAAAGUGGCUUGUGCAGAUGUGAUAACUGCUUCAGCUAAACAUGUAUCAUUAAAAUCUUUGCUUCCUGGUGAGAGUGCCAGGCAAUGCUUGUCAGCAUUGAAUUUAAUUGCAUGUGGCCCUAUCCAGCCAGCUAAAGAAUACAGUGGCUUUGCUAGUUCUGUGAUUGACCCAUCAGAAUUCUACAUUCAGCUAGAUGAUACAUUUGAAACAAUGAUAACUCUUAGUUCAUUCCUGGCUGAGCUACCAGAGAAUCUGCAAACAUUAUCUCUCGAUUCAUUGAAAGUUGGGGUAGCUUGUCUAAUCAAAUGUGCCAGCAGUAAUCAUUGGUGCAGGAUUGAAAUUUGUGCAGUGUCACAACAGUUAGUUCUUGCUAGAGCUGUUGAUUAUGGACAUUAUAUCUUCAUUCAGCCUUCAGAUUUUAGCAGAAUAUGCGCACUUCCUCAAGAGCUUGUUGACUUGCCACGUUUAACUAAUCGCUGCAUUUUAAAUGGAGUUGUGCCUGCAAAAGGAGAUUUUUGGACAGAUGAAGCUGUUGUUUUUUUUCAAAAGUCUUUGAAUAAGCAGAAUUUGACUGUCAGUUUCAGACAAUAUUUUGCUCAAUUGGUGUGGGAAGUGAAUGUUGUCAUAAAUAACAAGAGUGUGGCAGAAGAUUUAGUUGCUGCUGGACAUGCUGCAUUUCUGAAAAAAAUUGUUAACUCCUCCACUAAAGAUGCACUCAGUUCUUCAGAAGUCUUUCGGAUUCUGGCAGGACCCAUCUCAAACCCAUUUAAUAAAUAUGGUGAGCUGCUCUAUCAAGGAGAAAACCCAUCGAUGAGCAAUUUGAAGCCAGUUACUUAA
Molecule: messenger RNA, 5139 nt
Organism: Hypanus sabinus (Atlantic stingray)
Lineage: Eukaryota; Metazoa; Chordata; Chondrichthyes; Myliobatiformes; Dasyatidae
Product: tudor domain-containing protein 15-like
Source: RefSeq, a predicted model, not a curated record